AUGGCGCACAGUAAUUCAUCCACGGCCGAAGAUGAACACACACCUCUGAGUGAAACGUCAUGGUCUGAAGGUGCGGCAGACAGCAAGGAAGAAAACAUCUAUAAGCAAAAGCAUGCUCUUCACAAAGUUCUCUCGGAGCUUUUCGAAGAGAACGUAUUCGCCAAGCCCUACCGUGAUGCAAGUAGAGUCUUGAAAGGCUCUGACCCGGCGCACAACGGUUUUCCCGAAAUUGUGCGCCAGCAAGGCCCGAAGCAAGGACAGUGGGUUAUUCGCGAACCUGAGUUCUGGACAUGCGGCUUCUUCCCGGGAACACUGUAUGCGUUACUCGAGCGAUCCAUCAGAUACCCAGGAUCUAUGAGAGCCAACAGCCCAGGGCUCAGAUCAUCCAUGAUUAUCAGCAGCUAUUUACUUCCGUUAUGCAAGUCAUGGUCUGAGCCACCUCAUGGCAUGGCUAGCAGAACAGACACCCACGACAUUGGCUUUAUCAUCAUGCCGGCCCUGCAGAGAGACUGGGAACUAUUCGGAAGUGAACGAAGCAUAAGCUCUAUUAUACAAGCAGCUCACAGUUUGGCCACCCGUUAUGUACUGGCUGCUGGUGCCAUUCGCAGCUGGGAUUGCAUUGUGCAAAAGGACGUGACCAUCACAAACAUGGAGGACAAUAUACUCAUCAUUAUUGAUAGCAUGUGCAAUCUCGACCUGCUAUUCUAUGCUGCUGCACAGACUGGUAAACAUAGACUCGCUGACGUAGCUUCGUCUCAUGCAACAACAUUAUUAAAGACGCAUCUUCGACCAGAAAAUGAAAGAUUCCUGGACGCAGCUUGCGGAUGCACCGAAUAUUUCCUCCAUAGACUAGAAACAUCCCCUUCUUGUGUCGAGGUUCCUGUCCCAUCUGAUUCAGGAAACAAAAGUACUCGCCGAGGGCGAUAUGUGCCGCUCUGGCACUUUGAUGCGCCCAUUGAGAAUCCUAAAGAGCCUCUUCGCGACUCAUCAGCUGGCGUCAUUGCUGCCAACGGAAUGCUAUUGCUAUCUCAAGCGCUUGCUGGGUUAGGAAGACACACGUUGUCACGUCACUUCUUUGAAGCAUCUAUACAAAUCGUCAAGGAUACGUUGGAUGUUUGUCUCGCCACUGAGAAGGUCAAGGUGACGACCUCUGAAGACAGUGGAAAGUCCAUCAAAGUGGAAGACACUGUCCCGGGGCCCACCUUCGAUGCUCUUUUGAAGUAUGGGACAGUCAACAACUAUGAAAUAUCGAUGAGACGAUAUGCUAACCACGGAUUGGUAUGUGGCGAUUACUAUCUUGUCGAGUUUGGGGAUGGUCUAGAUAGUUACGGGUUCUCACAGCUAUAG
Messenger RNA from Fusarium subglutinans, 1347 nucleotides. Its product is annotated as glucuronyl hydrolase. Lineage: Eukaryota; Fungi; Ascomycota; Sordariomycetes; Hypocreales; Nectriaceae. The transcript has 2 exons. Gene Ontology annotation, biological process: polysaccharide catabolic process. The record is from RefSeq and is a predicted model, not a curated record. Gene Ontology annotation, molecular function: chondroitin hydrolase activity. Bases 1 to 1347 code for a protein of 448 amino acids.